AUGGGGCCGCCUGGCUCCCCAUGGCAGUGGGUGCUGCUGCUGCUGCUGGGGCUGCUGCUCCCUCCUGCUGCCCCCUUCUGGCUCCUCAAUGUGCUCUUCCCCCCGCACACCACGCCCAAGGCUGAGCUCAGUAACCACACACGGCCCGUCAUUCUCGUGCCUGGCUGCCUGGGGAACCAGCUGGAAGCUAAGCUGGAUAAACCAAGUGUGGUGAACUGGAUGUGCUACCGCAAGACAGAGGACUUCUUCACCAUCUGGCUGGAUCUCAAUAUGUUUCUACCUCUUGGGGUGGACUGCUGGAUCGAUAAUACCAGGGUUGUCUACAACCGCAGCUCUGGGCGCGUGUCCAAUGCUCCCGGUGUACAGAUCCGCGUCCCUGGCUUUGGCAAAACCUACUCUGUUGAGUACCUAGACAACAACAAGCUGGCAGGUUACAUGCACACGCUGGUGCAGAAUCUGGUCAACAACGGGUACGUGCGAGAUGAGACCGUGCGAGCUGCCCCCUAUGACUGGCGGCUGGAGCCCAGCCAGCAGGAGGAGUACUACGGGAAGCUCGCUGGGCUGGUGGAGGAGAUGCACGCUGCUUACGGGAAGCCCGUCUUCCUCAUUGGGCACAGCCUUGGCUGCCUCCACGUACUCUAUUUUUUGCUGCGCCAGCCCCAGUCCUGGAAGGACCGCUUUAUUGAUGGUUUCAUCUCUCUUGGGGCUCCUUGGGGCGGCUCCAUCAAGCCCAUGCUGGUCUUGGCCUCAGGUGACAACCAGGGCAUCCCACUCAUGUCCAGCAUCAAGCUGAGAGAGGAGCAGCGCAUAACAACGACUUCCCCCUGGAUGUUUCCCUCCCAGGGGGUGUGGCCUGAGGACCACGUGUUCAUUUCCACACCCAGCUUCAACUACACUGGCCGUGACUUCAAGCGCUUCUUUGAGGACUUGCAUUUUGAGGAAGGCUGGUACAUGUGGCUCCAGUCACGUGACCUACUGGCAGGACUCCCCGCCCCGGGCGUGGAAGUGUACUGUCUGUAUGGCAUAGGCCUGCCCACACCCCACACCUACAUCUAUGACCACGGCUUCCCCUACACGGACCCUGUGGGUGUGCUCUAUGAGGAUGGGGAUGACACAGUGGCCACACGCAGCACUGAGCUCUGUGGCCUCUGGCGAGACCGCCAGCCGCAGCCUGUGCACCUGCUGCCCCUGCAUGAGACAGAGCACCUCAACAUGGUCUUCAGCAACCAGACGCUGGAGCACAUCAAUGCCAUCCUGCUGGGUGCCUACCGCAGCGGCACUCCUGCCUCCCCGACUGCCAGCCCAGGGAGCCCGCCCCCUGAAUAAAGAACUUUCUUGCUACUGU
Molecule: messenger RNA, 1345 nt
Organism: Oryctolagus cuniculus (rabbit)
Lineage: Eukaryota; Metazoa; Chordata; Mammalia; Lagomorpha; Leporidae
Gene: LCAT
Product: lecithin-cholesterol acyltransferase
Biological process (GO): lipid metabolic process
Source: RefSeq, marked provisional